This is a messenger RNA of Aegilops tauschii subsp. strangulata, 1014 nucleotides long. Its product is annotated as mitochondrial metalloendopeptidase OMA1-like. Gene Ontology annotation, molecular function: metalloendopeptidase activity. The record is from RefSeq and is a predicted model, not a curated record. Lineage: Eukaryota; Viridiplantae; Streptophyta; Magnoliopsida; Poales; Poaceae. Gene Ontology annotation, cellular component: membrane.
AUGAGGAGCUCGCGCUCCCUCCUCGCUGCAGCCAUCCGUCUCCUGCAAGUCUUCUGUCAACGUAUGUCUAUGGCAUUGCGUGUUUCUCAGGACUAUUGUACCUCCCUGUGGAGGUCGGUGACCAUCCACUUGGCUCUUAGCCGGUACUUACACGCCCUGUGGAGGGUCAUGACAGCAUCUAUGUUCCAAACUCUCCAUGUCGGCACAAGGACCAUUGUCUACCGUGAAUUUUACGUUGAGACCGUGCCCUGCACCAACCGCACCCACAAGGUCAUCCGCUCUCCCAGGAAAGCACGAGAAAUUGGAGAGCGUGCCUUUGCAAAUUUCAAGAAGAAGCACGCCUCCAAGAUCCUCGACCCACACCACCAUGAAAGUGUUCGCGUCCAUGCCAUUGGCUGGAAGAUCAUUCGCGCUAUCCGUCGUGUAUUGUCCAUUAAGAGAAAGAUAGAGCGACAAGGACAGGAACCACUACAGAAGAUGACACGUCUGGGUUGGAUCCGCGAGCUCAAUUUGGAGGUGAUAGUCGUAGAGGAAAAUGUCAGAACAGGACGGUGCUUUCCUGGUGGUGGCAAGAUAGUACUCUACACGGGAUUACUUGAUCAUUUCAGCACAGAUGCUGAGAUUGCCACCAUCAUCGCGCAUGAGGUUGGACAUAUUAUUGCGAGGCACUCCUCUGAGAUGAUCAAAAUAUUCAAGUGGUGGCUCCCAACCCGCCUCCUCGUGACGCCAUUGUUACAAAGGAAUGAGCUAGAGGCAGAUUACAUUGGAAUGUUGCUACAGGCUGCUGCUGGUUUCGAUCCCCACGCUGCCCCUAUGUCCCUUGAAAAGCAAGGACGAAUAAAUCGGAAGUCGACAUUGACAAAAUUGCUCUCCUUCUUCUCAUUCAGCGCUCAUCCAUCUACUAAGAAAAGAUCACAACUUUUAUCACAACCCAAGGUCAUGGAGGAGGCUAUGGAAUUGUACAGAGAAGCAACCAGUGACGGGCCUGACAAUGAAGGAUGUAGUUCCUCUUAA